GACCUCUGAAGGUACAUUUUCUAAAUUUAGAUUCCUCCUGACUGGUCAUGGACUGCGUUAGGACAGGUUGUGCUUUAAUGAGGAAUGGCCAUGAAUUGUCCAACUAAACUGACCAAUAGGAUUUAACUUUUGAGAAGGGAGGGAUUAUAUUUCUUACCACAACAGUAACACAUGUACAGUAAACAACACUGGAAGUUAUUCACAAGACAAGCACUGUACGUGUGUUGAAAGAAAAGUGAGCAUUCAUUCAUUUUGUUUCUUGGUCAAUUUCAUGAGAAGGUAUGGGAUGGUACCCCAAUAAAACCCUGCUCGCUCACCUCUGGUCGAGGCGGCUUCGGUUGUUGUGCAAGGUGAGAUAUCUACUCACAAACAUUAGACAUUUGCCUCACCUUGACAGAAGUCCAUUUUUCCUGAGCAUCUACUCAUCACCUCAAUCCUCAAAGAAAAACCUUUUAAAAUCUUAUAGAUCUAAGAAUUUCAGCAUUACCCCCUCUGGAAGAGUCUGCAAAAAUAUAAAAUGUGAGAAUAAAGUGGAGCUUCAGAUGUUUCGAUUUUACUCGACCUCCAGUAGAGACACGUUCAAAGCAGAAGCUCCUAUUGGAGUUCUCCAGAACAACACGACGUCUCUUCGGCUGCAUUUAUUGAGGUUGAGAUUGGGACAAUCUUUUAUUCGUCUCUCCAAGCACAUUAACUUGUAUUUCAAACAAAAAGAGGUUUCUGUCCUAGAUAACAGCCAGGAAGUGUCUGUGAGGGAAAAACCCUUCACAAGAACAAAGAGAAGAGCUCUCAGAGGAAGGUGCUUAGGAAAGAACACAUCUUUCCUAGGGUCACCUGUCCACGACCAAGAAGCAUCCUUAAAUUUGUAUGAAGGACCACCUGUGACCUCAAGCUUCUCCAGACCACAGCUCUUCCAUAUCAGUGCCUUAGCGACCAGAUUUGGGGAGGGUUACAGCUAUGUGGCCAAUCACAUUAAUUCCGUAUGCUCUCGAAAUCCAACAAAACAAAUGCAUGUGGAGCUGUCAUCAGAUGAUGUGUUAAGAACUAAAAACGGGAAGAGAAAAAUUAUUAGUAAUAAAAACGCUCCUUGUCAGAAAAAUGAGCAAACACAACAAAACAUAAGCAUCCCAACAACAACAUCGGCUGCAUGGGUUCAUAACAACAACGAAUCUAAUUCCUGGGAGGAAGGAUAUCUUCACUUUGCCGAUCACAUCAACAGAUAUUUUAAGGCAAAAGUAGCAGAUACUGUUGAGGAGUCGCCACGUAAUCGAAUUCCAGCUUCACAAACAGAAGCUCAGAUGCUGAAAUCUUCAUUGUUUUUGGACAGACCUCUUCUAGAAAGAGCCCAAGACUCAACUCCACCUCAUCCCAAAUCCCCAGGGUUGUUUCACAUGAGCAGUCUCACAACACGCUUCGGGGAAAAUUACACAUAUAUGGCCAACCACAUCAACCGGUACUUUAAUGGAUCUGCAACAGCAGAGGAGGAAGAGUUGGACCGAGGUUGUCUGGAAGGGACAGGGACUCUGGAGAAACCUGUGUCCUUUUUUGAGAGCUUGUUGAAGCCGUCAACUAUACCAAGUCUUGUGGGCAGUUGUCUGGGAAUGGGGUCCAACAGCAUUAGUGACCAGACUACACCUGAUAAGAAGAUCCAAGAGACCAUGCUGUAUAAAACAGCUUUGGGUAGAAGGAAAGCAGAACACACUGCUAAAGUCCUUCUAAAUAGCCUUCAGGACGCUAUCGUGCCCACAUCCAUCACUUCCUGUGUGGAGGAACUGAAUGCUCACCUCAUUAAGUACCCAGCAUGCAAAGCUGUUGUCUGGCAGGAAAAAGCAGCACUCCAACUUCUUAGGAGGCGGCGGAUCUUUUGGAUGAAUGAGCAACUUCAAGAAGCUAUUAGAGAAACCCUGGCUCUGAUUGGCUAUGUAGAUUCAGUCAAAGGUUGUGGGAUCAGGGUGCUGUCCAUUGAUGGAGGCGGCACCAAAGGUUUAGUUCCACUUCAGGUGUUAAAACAACUGGAGGCUCAAACAGGGAAACAAGUCCAUCAGCUUUUUGACUAUAUUUGUGGAGUCAGCACAGGAGCUGUUCUGGCGUUCAUGUUGGGUCUGGUUCACAUCUCUUUGGAUGACUGUGAAGAGAUGUAUCAUCAUUUUGGGUCGGAUGUUUUUAGACAAAAUCCACUCGUUGGUACUAUGAAGAUGGGCUGGACGCAUUCUUACUACAACACAGAUACAUGGGAGAUGAUCUUGAGGGAGAAAAUGGGAGAGGAAAUUUUGAUUAAAACAGCCAGAGAUGGACUGAGCCCAAAGGUCUCUGCUGUAAGUGCAGUAGUGAACUGGGGGAAAAGUCCAAAAGCAUUUAUCUUCCGAAACUAUAACCAUGCACCGGGGACAUUGAGUCGCUAUGCUGGAGGAUCAGGGUACCGGCUGUGGCAGGCUGUCCGGUCUUCAUCUGCUGCUCCAGGCUAUUUCCAAGAGUUCCCUCUUCAUGGAGACAUACACCAGGAUGGUGGUCUUAUCGUCAAUAACCCCUGUGCUCUGGCUGUCCAUGAAAGCCGACUGCUGUGGCCCAAUCAGCCCUUCCAGUGUGUGCUGUCACUAGGAACCGGUCGCUAUGACAACGCCAGAAGAGGGCCUGCAACAUCCACAAGUCUGAGGGCCAAAAUCAGCAACCUGAUUUGCAGUGCCACUGAUACUGAAGGUGUACACACUCUUUUGGAUGACCUCUUAUCACCAAACGUGUAUUUCCGCUUUAACCCAAUGCUGAGUUUGGACGUGACACUGGAUGAAAGCAGACCCGGAGUCCUUAAGCAAAUGAGAGAUGACACACAGCUUUAUCUGGACCGGAACCAACCCAAACUGGAGCGUUUGUCUAAAGUGCUGACGACGGAGCGUACAGCCAUCUGGAAAACCCGGGACUGGAUCAGUGAGAAAGCGUGGGAACUGCAGCAGCGCUGGGCCUGAGAGUUAAAAGAAAUCGAGUGGAUUGCAUGCUCAAUGCACUUAAAGGAAUAUAAAUAUUCAAAUAUAAAAUCUUAGUGGACACUAAAACUUUGUUUAAAAUUUAAAUGCAUAUCCACUGUAGGCCUCUGGAAACUGAAGCACUUCUGGUUUCUGAUUUUUAUUUUAAUUUUCUUGUUUAAAUUUAGCAAAAUGGUUUAUACAGAUGACAAAAUCAUGAGAUAUAAGAUAAUAUCACAAUAGAAAGUAUUGUAUUAUGGGCAGUGUUGGCUUGCUCACCGGGAGACUGCAUCUAUUUAUUUAUUUAUUCAAUAUUAUUUAUUAGAAUGAUCUUGCUUGGCCUGUAAACACCAUGCACUGUGCUGUGUUUUAACUUUCUCUGUUAUUCAGUUUUUCUUAUUUGCUCCUGUAAAGCCGCUUUGGAACAAUGCACAUUGUGAAAAGCAGUAUAUAAAUAAAUUGAAUUGAAUAUUGUUGCUUUUUUGUAAAAUCAUGCUUGGGAAUAUUAUUAUUAUUUAUAGUUCAUUAAAUCAUUCAGCUGUAAUGAGCACUUACACCUUGUAAGUAGUAAAUCAGUGAAUUGUAAACACGGAUCUGCACGUUAAUA
Molecule: messenger RNA, 3561 nt
Organism: Triplophysa dalaica
Lineage: Eukaryota; Metazoa; Chordata; Actinopteri; Cypriniformes; Nemacheilidae
Product: calcium-independent phospholipase A2-gamma-like
Exons: 10
Coding region: 282-2957 (891 amino acids)
Biological process (GO): arachidonate metabolic process
Cellular component (GO): membrane
Source: RefSeq, a predicted model, not a curated record